Molecule: messenger RNA, 6623 nt
Organism: Manis pentadactyla (Chinese pangolin)
Lineage: Eukaryota; Metazoa; Chordata; Mammalia; Pholidota; Manidae
Gene: PLXNC1
Product: plexin C1
Exons: 31
Coding region: 413-5137 (1574 amino acids)
Biological process (GO): semaphorin-plexin signaling pathway involved in axon guidance; positive regulation of axonogenesis; regulation of GTPase activity
Cellular component (GO): semaphorin receptor complex
Molecular function (GO): semaphorin receptor activity; protein binding
Source: RefSeq, a predicted model, not a curated record
GGCCAGUUGCAUCCCACUUUCACAAUGGGAAAGUGAAACGCACAAGCGCACCCAACCUCUCCAGCCCUCCCCGCCUGCCUCGCUCCCCACCGCCCGUCCCCUCCCUUCCCCCCGCGCCUCCCCGCGAGCGCCCGCGCUGCACAGAGGAACUCUCCGGAGAAGGAGGGCGAGGAGGAAGCGGCGCCGGAGCGUGCAGGGCUUGCCGCCGCCGCCGCCGCCGCUGCCCAGGCUGCCGGAGCGACCCCGCCGAGCGCCGCCCUCCCCGCUCUCCUUCCCGGGUGAGCCGCGGGGAUGGGGCGGCCGCGGGAGCCCGAGCGCGCUCAGGAGCCGCCGCCGCCCGCGUCGCCGUCACCGCGCGCCUGAGCCGCCUGAGCCGCCGCGCGCCCUGCCCGGGGGCGGCCCCCCCAGCCCCAUGGAGGUCUCCCGGAGGAAGGCACCGCCGCGCCCCCCGCGCCCCGCCGCGCCGCUGCCCCUGCUCGCCUAUCUGCUGGCUCUGGCGGCGCCCGGCCGGGGCGCAGACGAGCCCGUGUGGCGGUCCGAGCAAGCUAUCGGAGCCAUCGCGGUGAGCCGGGCGCACGGCGUGUUCGUGGCGAGCGGCAGCUGCCUGGACCAGCUGGACUACAGCCUGGAGCACAGGCUCUCGCGCCUGUACCGGGACCAGCCCGGCAACUGCAAGGAGCCUGUCUCGCUGGCGCCCCCCGCUCGACCCCGGCCGGGGAGCAGCUUCAGCAAGCUGCUGCUGCCCUACCGCGAGGGGGCGGCCAGCCCAGGGGGGCUGCUGCUCACCGGCUGGACCUUCGACCGGGGCGCCUGCGAGGUGCGACACCUGGACAACCUGAGCCGCAGCUCCCUGCGCAACGGCACCGAGGUGGUGUCGUGUCACCCGCAGGGCUCGACGGCCGGCGUGGUGUAUCGCGCGGGCCCCAAGAACCGCUGGUAUCUGGCGGUGGCCGCCACUUACGUGCUGCCAGAGCCCGAGACGGCGAGCCGCUGCAACCCCGCGGCGUCUGACCGCGGCACGGUCAUCGCGCUCAAGGACACGGAGGGACGCAGUCUGGCCACGGAGGAGCUGGGCCGCCUCAACCUGCGCUCGGGUGCGGGCAGCCUGCACUUCGUGGACGCCUUUCUCUGGCAAGCCAGCGUCUACUUCCCCUACUACCCUUACAACUACACGAGCGGCGCCGCCACCGGCUGGCCCAGCAUGGCGCGCAUCGCGCAGAGCGCCUUGGUGCAGUUCCAGGGCCAGGCGGCCCUCGACUGCGGCCACGGCCACCCCGACGGCCGCCGUCUGCUCCUCUCCUCCAGCCUGGUGGAGGCCCUGGACGUCUGGGCGGGCGUGUUCAGCGCGCCCACUGGGAAGGGCCAGGAGAGGCGCUCCCCCGCCACCACGGCACUUUGCCUCUUCAGGAUGAGUGAGAUCCAGGCGCGCGCCAAGAGAGGCUGCUGGGACUUCGAGAUCACCGAUAACAACUGUAAUGACGGGGAUCAACCUGAAAGAGUCCAACCAAUCGCAUCAUCUACCUUGAUCCAUUCUGACCUGACAUCUGUUUAUGGCACCGUGGUAAUGAACAGGACUGUUUUAUUCUUGGGGACUGGAGAUGGCCAGUUACUUAAGGUUAUUCUUGGUGAGAAUUUGACUUCAAAUUGUCCGGAGGUUAUCUAUGAAAUUAAGGAAGAAACACCUGUUUUCUACAAACUCGUUCCCCAUCCUGAGAAGAAUAUCUACAUUUAUCUAACAGCUGGGAAAGAGGUGAGGAGAAUUCGCGUGGCAAACUGCAGCAAACACGAAUCCUGUUUGGAGUGUUUAACAGCAAGAGACCCUCACUGUGGUUGGUGCCAUUCGCCACAAAGGUGUACUUUUAAAGAAGAUUGUGCACCUUCAGAGAACUCAGAACACUGGCUGGAUAUUUCACUGGGAGCUAAAAGGUGCCCUCAAAUUCACCUAGUUCGAAGCAGUAAAGAUAAGACUAUGGUGACUGUCAUGGGCAGCUUCUCUGCGGGGCACUCGGAGUGCGUGGUGCAGAAUGCAGACUCAGGCAGGGAGCUCUGCAAGGGCCGGAGUCCGCCAAGCCGCCCGUGCACCUGCAGCGUCCCAACCAGAGCCGCCUACAAAGAUGUUUUAGUUGUCAACGUGACGUUCUCCUUCGGUUCUUGGCAUUUAUCAAAAAGAUUCAGCUUUACCAACUGCUCAUCAUUAAGAGAAUGCCCAGUAUGCAUUGGAACUGGCUGUGCUUGGUGUAAAGGGCAGAGAAAGUGUAUCCAUCCCUUCACAGCUUGUGACCCUUCUGAUUACAAGAGAAACCAGGAACAUUGUCCAGUUGCUCUUGAGAAAUGGGCACCACCCAAGACAGGAGGAGGAGGAAGAUUCACGGAGAGUAAGAGUAACGGAACCGAGCAGGGCUUGCAGGUUUUCUACAUUAAGUCCAUUGAGCCAAAGAAAAUAUCGACCUUAGGGAAAAGGAACGUGAUAGUCACGGGGGCAAACUUUACCCAGGCGUCUGACAUCACAAUGAUCCUGAAAGGAACCAGUACUUGUGAGAAGGAUGUGAUACAGGUUAGCCAUGUGCUAAACGACACCCACAUGAAGUUCUCUCUUCCGUCGAGCCGAAAAGAAAUGAAGGAUGUGUGUAUCCAGUUCAACGGCGGGAACUGUUCUUCCGUGGGGCCCUUGUCUUACAUUGCUCUGCCUCACUGUUCCCUCAUCUAUCCUGCUACCACCUGGAUCAGUGGUGGUCAAAAUAUAACCAUCACGGGCAGGAAUUUUGACGUAAUUGACAACUUAAUCAUUUCACAUGAGUUAAAAGGAAAUAUAAAUGUCUCUGAAUAUUGUGUGGCGGCUUAUUGCAGGUUUUUAGCCCCCAGUUUAAAGAGUUCAAAAGGGCGUAUGAACGUUGUCGCUGUGAAGCUAAGGGUUCAGGAGACCUACCUGGACUGUGGAAGCUUGCAGUACCUUGAUGACCCCAGGUUUACAGAGUAUCGGGUGGACCCUGAGGUGGACACAGAAUUGCAAGUGAAAAUUCAAAAAGAAAAUGAUAACUUCAACAUUUCCCAGAAAGACAUCGAAAUUACUCUCUUCCAUGGGGAAAAUGAGCAAUUAAAUUGCAGUUUUGAAAAUAUUACUAGGAACCAAGAUCUCACCACUAUUCUUUGCAAAAUUAAAGGCAUCUCUAACGCAAGCAAUAUCGCCGGCUCUUCUAAGAAAGUUCGCGUCAAAUUGGGAAACUUGGAGCUCUAUGUUGAGCGGGAAUCAACUCCUUCCACUUGGUAUUAUCUGACUGCACUUCCUGUCUUGCUAGUGAUCGUCAUUUUUGCCGCCGUGGGGGCGACCAGGUACAAGUCCAAAGAGCUGAGCCGCAAACAGAGCCAGCAGUUGGAGCUCCUGGAGAGCGAGCUCCGGAAAGAGAUCCGUGACGGCUUUGCUGAGCUGCAGAUGGAUAAAUUGGAUGUGGUUGAUAGUUUUGGAACUGUUCCCUUCCUUGACUACAAACACUUUGCUCUGAGAACUUUCUUCCCUGAGUCAGGUGGCUUCACACACAUCUUCACUGAAGAUAUGCAUAACAGAGAUGCCAAUGACAAGAAUGAAAGCCUCACAGCUUUGGAUGCCCUAAUUUGUAAUAAAAGUUUCCUUGUUACUGUUAUCCACACCCUUGAAAAGCAGAAGAACUUUUCAGUGAAGGACAGGUGCCUGUUUGCUUCCUUCCUAACAAUUGCGCUGCAAACCAAGCUGGUGUACCUGACGAGCAUCCUAGAGGUGCUGACCAGGGACCUGAUGGAGCAGUCCAGCAACAUGCAGCCUAAACUCAUGCUGAGGCGCACAGAAUCUGUGGUGGAAAAACUCCUCACAAACUGGAUGUCGGUCUGCCUUUCUGGUUUCCUCCGGGAGACUGUUGGAGAGCCGUUCUAUUUGCUGGUGACGACUUUGAACCAGAAAAUAAACAAGGGUCCUGUCGAUGUAAUCACUUGCAAAGCCUUGUACACCCUUAACGAGGACUGGCUGCUGUGGCAGGUUCCGGAAUUCAGCACAGUGGCAUUAAACGUCGUCUUUGAAAAAAUCCCAGAAAAUGAGAGUGCAGAUGUCUGUCGGAACAUUUCAGUCAACGUUCUUGAUUGUGAUACCAUAGGCCAAGCCAAAGAAAAGAUUUUCCAAGCAUUCCUAAGCAAAAAUGGCUCUCCAUAUGGGCUUCAGCUGAAUGAAAUUGGUCUUGAACUUCAAGUGGGCACACGACCAAAAGAGCUUCUGGACAUCGACAGCUCCUCUGUGAUUCUUGAAGAUGGAAUAACCAAGCUAAACACCAUUGGCCACUACGAGGUAUCAAAUGGAUCCACUAUAAAAGUCUUUAAGAAGAUAGCAAAUUUUACUUCAGAUGUGGAAUACUCGGAAGACCACUGCCACUUGAUUUUACCAGACUCGGAAGCAUUCCAAGAUGUGCAAGGAAAGAGACAUCGAGGGAAGCACAAGUUCAAAGUGAAAGAAAUGUAUCUGACAAAGCUGCUGUCAACCAAGGUGGCAAUUCACUCUGUGCUUGAAAAACUUUUUAGGAGCAUUUGGAGUUUACCCAACAGCAGAGCUCCAUUUGCUAUAAAAUAUUUUUUUGACUUUUUGGAUGCCCAGGCUGAAAACAAAAAAAUUACCGACCCUGACGUCGUGCACAUAUGGAAAACAAACAGCCUUCCUCUUCGCUUCUGGGUAAACAUCUUGAAGAACCCUCAGUUUGUCUUUGACAUCAAGAAGACACCACACAUAGACAGCUGUCUAUCAGUGAUUGCCCAGGCAUUCAUGGAUGCAUUUUCUCUCACAGAGCAGCAACUCGGGAAGGAAGCACCAACUAAUAAACUUCUCUAUGCCAAGGAUAUCCCAACCUACAAAGAAGAAGUAAAAUCUUACUACAAAGCAAUCAGGGAUUUGCCUCCAUUGUCAUCUUCAGAAAUGGAAGAAUUCUUAACUCAGGAAUCUAAGAAACAUGAAAAUGAAUUUAAUGAAGAAGUGGCCUUGACAGAAAUAUACAAAUACAUCGUAAAAUAUUUUGAUGAGAUUCUAAAUAAACUAGAAAGAGAACGAGGGCUGGAAGAAGCUCAGAAACAACUCUUGCAUGUAAAAGUCUUAUUUGAUGAAAAGAAGAGAUGCAAGUGGAUGUGAGCACUCUGGGGCCUGACUUAAUCUGGCAAAAGUUCUUCAGACGACUUGGGAGCAAAAUGGCUACUUGAGCUACUAUGUCGUUAGUUUUUAAGUUUGCACAUAGGUUCCACACACUGUCUUUUUAAGAGACCAAGGCACAUGCACAGCUUUUAGAAAGCAUUCCAACCACUGUGCCUGUGUGUAUGCUGUGGGAACCUUUCUGUAAAUAGAGUUGAAGUGGUUGUUGCAAACAGCCUCCUUGUUUACAGAGAAUACAGGGCCAGUGAGCAAGUGUCAGUCUUGUAACUACAGUCUCCACUUAAGCACAAUGAUAUAAGUGGUUUCAUUUGAAAACUACAGCUAUGUAGCACUUGUGACUACACUGCACCUCUGCAGAAAAGGGACAUUGCCAAUGAUCAAAACAAAAUGUGAAAUGAGUCAUUUGGAAACAAGGUGGGGGUGUUAGGGCAACCUCGAGGAUUUGCAGCAUUGAAACUUUCCCCAGUAGUUCUUGGAAAAGCUGACCACAGAAUUUGGUAGUGUGUACAUUUAGCAUUUGUGAGUGUGUGUGUGUGUGUGUGUGUGUGUGUGUUUAAACCAAAAACUAACAGUGUUGCAACAUUGUUGAAAGGGCUCGUGUUUUUCAGUGGUCACCAACUGCACUCCAUCAAACUCACCUCCAUUUCACAACUGAGAUCUAGAGCAAGGAGAGCAAGUAGACGUCAUUAAAUCCAACAGCAUUUUAUCCAGAAACUUUGUCCAAACAUGUGUUCUCAUUUUUUUUCAUACUAAAUGUCUCUGAUGGUGGACAUGUUGGCUACUGUAUCAUUAGUUUACUUCCGCCUAAAAACUGAUCAGAAUUAAUCCUACAUUUCUAUACUAGUGUCUCCUUGCUUUAGAUUUCUGGUGAACCCUGUGGUUAUAAAUACUUGUGUGUGAUUUAAAAAACAACAACAACAACACAUUUUACAUUUCAUGAAAUUGUUGUUCACAUUGGAGUAUUAUAUAUGAAUAUAUAUGAGGCCCAAGGCCUGAAAAAUAUUAGUAUACAACUUGGUAUCUUAGUCUUACUAUGUACUUUUUGAAAGUAUUCCUCACAAGAGAAAGAAUUAAAAAUAAUUUUAUUCAUGCCUUUCUUUUUAAAGAAUUCCCUACCCAGUUAUAUUGUCUUUUUAUUGCUGGUUUUCUAUUCCUGAAUGUUUGCUGCUCAUGGCCAAUUUUAAUACCACUGUGUUUUCCUUCUGUUAAACCAGAAGUAAAAAGUUUGUCAACUUUCACACUUUCCUUGUGGCACCUUUAACCCUUGGUGCUCCAAAUCCCUGAUGGAGGAAAGAAAUUUUUUCAAGUAGCAAAUAAAAACAUUGAUCCUAUCUUUAAAAUCAUUUGCCAACAUUGUGUGGUAAUGAUAUCAGCAUUUAAAUGUGAAUUUGUCUUAAAUGCAAUUCUUGCUCCUCAAUAUCUGCUUCAGAGGAGACACCUAAACAAACUGAUCAGAGAAAAUAAGCAG